This is a messenger RNA of Acanthopagrus latus (yellowfin seabream), 1096 nucleotides long. RefSeq names its product cilia and flagella associated protein 161 (gene cfap161). NCBI's taxonomy places the organism in Eukaryota, Metazoa, Chordata, Actinopteri, Spariformes, Sparidae. The record is from RefSeq and is a predicted model, not a curated record. The transcript is spliced from 8 exons. Gene Ontology annotation, biological process: cilium assembly. Bases 112 to 999 code for a protein of 295 amino acids. Gene Ontology annotation, cellular component: motile cilium.
UCUGUUACCAUAGAAACCCUCUACACAAACCUAGCCUACACACAUCUAAAGCUCAGACAGCACACAAGUUAUUAUCUUAUCGGUCGGCUUCACAAAGAGUUUUGCAGUGUCAUGGCCAAAAUGUCUUAUCGCGCCAAUGUGAAAAUAGGAAACUGGACCGAAGACCUGCGCUUGGACGAGGAUGCAAAGAAAGAGUUUCUUGAGAAAAAAGAGAGGGGCGAGCUUGCUGCCCAGAAAGUAGACUUCCUGAAGCAGAACAUCUUGAGUCCGGUGGAUCUUACUGUGACCAGUGAUGGAAAAUUGCACUUUGGUGAUGUUGUGAUGUUGGUGAAUAUGGGAGGAGAAAAAAGGGAGUGCAGCGCAGUCAGCAUUAAUGCUGACGUCAACAGUUUGACAAAGAUCCCCUCGCCUGGCCUUCAAGCUCCGUGUGGAAUCAGUGCAGGAAGAGCUAUCCAGCCCUGCACACGCACUGCCUUCAUCAUUACUAGUGUAGAUGGCAGUCCUGAUCGAUCGACUCUGCAUUUUGAGCAAAGUUUUGCUUUGAAGACAACAAGUGGCUUUACCAGGGGACUUUACCUGACAAGUGACCGGCAGAGUUUUCAAAAGUGUGCAAAAAAGUCCCGCCUACAAGAAGUUAACUUGGAAGGUGGCAGCUCCUUUCUGUCUUGGUGGAAGAUAGUGCACUUCGAUCCCCAGGAGAGGCUUGAAUAUGAGGGUCAACCUGUCCAUGCCAAUGUGAAAGUGCUGAUCGUACACUGCAAGACAAACCAAGCUCUCGCUGCUCUGGGAGAUCACGUCCUUUGGACCGCAUAUGGCAACGAGUAUGAGGUGACGGCUCACACGUUUUUGGAUUCCCAUAAAGUGGAAAAUAACAACAACCACUGGAUGCUGUGCACCUCUGACCCAGCAGGAAACGGCCAUUUGCUUCUCAACCACCCACACUCAGCGGCUAACAACCAGGAGCUCGCACAAGCAAACCCUGACAUCAAAAAAAUCUAAUGCAGUCCACUCACAUAUCCUUGUGUUGGCACAUAGAUACCACAUCAGCAACGACGCCUAAACAUUGUAAAAUAAAGGUUGUUUUUUCUGUCUGGCA